UGCAACUUGCGAGCUCCAAAGUCGAAACCUUUAGAGCUAUGGCGCUCGUGUUAUCUUCUCCCAUAGUCUCUCCACUAAGAAACAACAUCGACAUGAGUAAGAAUCUGGGCGUUUCCUACUCUUCUUUCCCCAAAGUUCACGUCUUCAGGGUCUCUACUCCACUCCGUACUCGGAAACCCGUCGUCACCGUCGUCUCAAGCCGUAAAAAUAUAGGAACAGGUUUGGCAAGCGAGGAUAAGAAGUUGCUGCUGGAACGAUAUGGUUAUGAUGCUAAUGAGUUUUCCUCUCAAUCCAAGAAGACGAGAAGAAAAGAGGAGGAAAGGAGUGGGAGGAAUAGUCAAAAAGAGGAAGAAGUUGUUGUACAGCCAAGAACAACUCAUAGGUUACUUCAGGUUCUUGCAGGAACGGCGAAACGGAAGAAGUUGCUUUCUCUUAAGGGAAUGGAUGUUAGACCUAUGAUGGAAGUUGUCAAAGGUGCAGCUUUUGGAAUUCUCCAGGCAGCUGGUGGUUGUCCAACGUCUUUACGUCCUGGGAGGUGGUUGGAUUUGUACAGUGGUACAGGAUCCGUUGGAAUCGAAGCAAUCAGCCGAGGAUGUUCUGAGGCACACUUUGUUGAGAUGGAUCCUUGGGUUGUUUCAAAUGUUCUACAACCAAACUUGGAACACACUGGGUUUGUUGAAGAUUCGGUUAUACACACUGCUCGUGUCGAAAACUUCUUGGAACGUGCUGAUAAAUUAGUAGGUAAGGAUGGAGCAUUUGAUUAUAUCAGCGUUACACCACCGUACAUGGAGGUUGAUUAUGCGGUUCUGAUGGAUCAGAUUUCUAAGUCAGCAGCAAUUGGCGAGAAUACAUUUAUUGUGGUUGAGUACCCUUCACGAACCACAAUGCUCGAUUCAUGUGGAUGCCUUGAAAAGAUGACUGAUAGAAGGUUUGGCCGGACACAUCUGGCAAUAUAUGGACCAAAAUGGGCUCAAAAGCCAAGAAAAUCGUGAAUCUCAGCAGCCUUUUUCUAGUUUAAAGGCAUUGAACAGAGGCUGGGAUUAAAGAGCUAUAGUUUGUUCCAACCUUCUAAUACUAGAGUAACUUGUUUUAGGUGAUGCUAAAUUUGAGAGUUUGAGAGUUGAGAUGCUUCUGCCAUAUGAUACAAGAUCAUUUCCGGCUCUUCCUGUCGCAUUCUCUUACUGUCUCAGGGUAUAUUUUUGCAGGUGCGUUUGUAAUUGCCAUUUUGUUUGUUGCCAAUUCCUAAGAUGGAGAAAGUUGCAAUCUUAUGAUUUUCUAAAUUCGGUAAUGGAGUGUAUGUCCCCUAUUUGUUUGUGAAGCAGAAAUAUAGUUGUAACACACUUUGGGAUAUGAUAUCAGUUAGAGUUUUCUCUUUUUCCCAUUACAUAUGGCUUCUUUUGACCCCCUUAUGCGUGAGAGAGCAACUUGGUACAUAUCAUUUCUAUAUAUAAUGUAUGAUAUACAUCAAUAAGCAUCCUAAGCAUUUCCUCUAACUUAAACAAAACCUUUAUGAAAGUGACGCAACUGAGGUAUGUGUGGGAAUCCUU
Molecule: messenger RNA, 1547 nt
Organism: Eruca vesicaria subsp. sativa (arugula)
Lineage: Eukaryota; Viridiplantae; Streptophyta; Magnoliopsida; Brassicales; Brassicaceae
Source: the annotation of a GenBank genome assembly